Molecule: messenger RNA, 3269 nt
Organism: Fundulus heteroclitus (mummichog)
Lineage: Eukaryota; Metazoa; Chordata; Actinopteri; Cyprinodontiformes; Fundulidae
Gene: capn3a
Product: calpain 3a, (p94)
Exons: 21
Coding region: 236-2410 (724 amino acids)
Biological process (GO): negative regulation of apoptotic process; proteolysis
Cellular component (GO): cytoplasm
Molecular function (GO): calcium-dependent cysteine-type endopeptidase activity; calcium ion binding
Source: RefSeq, a predicted model, not a curated record
GUGCGUUUGUGUUUCUAAAGUGAAUGACACCCCAAAUGAGAAUGUUGCUUUAACGCAGAUUGUUUGCAUCUGCUCCGUGACGAAGGGAAGGGGGACGUCACGCAAAGAAGGAACCAAUCAGAUAUUAGUUGUUUGGAUUUAUGCCAGGGUCUUUUUGGCUUGUAAGACUUUCGUACGGGUGGCCAGGGCCAGUUUUUUUUUCCCCCCCUCAAAAAUAACAGUCUGCUGAGUUGAGAUGCCAUACACGCCGUCUGGCUUUUUCUGCGACCGGCUGAUCCGGGAACGAGAAAGGAGAGACGGGGAAGGGUCCCUGAACAAGCCCAUCCGCUUUAACGGCCAGGACUACAACACGCUAAGACAGGAGUUCCUGCAGACGAAGACUCUGUUUGAGGAUGAAGCUUUCCCCGCCACAGUGGAGUCUCUGGGCUUCAAAGAGCUCGGACACAAGUCCAACAAGGUCAAGAACAUCAUCUGGAAGAGGCCCAAGGAAAUCUGUGAAAACCCACAGUUCAUCGUUGGAGGAGCGAGUAGGACAGACAUCUGUCAGGGAGAGUUAGGUGAUUGCUGGUUGUUAGCUGCUAUUGCUUGUCUCACCCUGAACGAGAAGCUUCUCUAUCGAGUUGUUCCCCAGGAGCAAAGCUUCUCCGAGAACUAUUCCGGCAUCUUCCACUUCCAGUUCUGGCGUUAUGGCGACUGGGUGGAUGUCGUCAUUGAUGACCGCGUUCCAACGUUCAAUAACCAGCUGGUCUUCACUAAGUCCGCUGAGAGAAAUGAGUUUUGGAGUGCCCUGCUGGAGAAGGCCUACGCCAAGCUGCAUGGCUCUUACGAGGCCCUGAAGGGGGGGAACACCACGGAAGCCAUGGAGGACUUCACUGGUGGUGUCACUGAGUUUUACGAGAUGAAGGAAGCCCCCAAAGAGUUGUACAAGAUCAUGAAGAAAGCCCUGGAGAGAGGCUCGCUCAUGGGCUGCUCCAUUGAUUCCCUGGUUCCUGCUCGCUUUGAAACUCGCACAGUGACGGGACUUGUGAAGGGCCACGCCUACUCCGUCACAGCGGUGGACGAGUGCAAAUCCUCUCAGCACAAGGACAGUAAAGUCCGUCUGGUGCGUCUCAGGAAUCCAUGGGGACAGGUGGAGUGGAACGGCCCCUGGAGUGACAACUCCAAAGAGUGGGCCACACUCUCUAAGGCUGAAAAGGAGAAAUUGCAGCACCAAAGUGCAGAGGAUGGAGAAUUCUGGAUGUCAUUUGAGGACUUCAAGAAGAACUACACUAAGAUUGAGAUCUGUAACCUAACGCCUGACGCCCUCGAGGAUGAUAAGAUCCACAAGUGGACAGUGUCGGUGAAUGAGGGCCGCUGGGUGAGAGGCUGCUCCGCCGGAGGCUGCAGAAACUAUCCAGACACUUUCUGGACCAACCCUCAGUACCGACUUCGCCUGCUGGAGGAGGAUGACGAUCCGGACGACAACGAGGUGGUCUGCACCUUCGUGGUGUCCCUGAUGCAGAAGAACAAACGAAAAGAGCGAAAGAUGGGGGCCAACCUCUUCACCAUCGGAUUCGCCAUUUAUGAGGUGCCAAAGGAGAUGCACGGAAACAAGCAGCACAUGCAGAAGGACUUCUUCCUGUUCAACUCCUCCAAGGCCCGCUCCAAGUCCUACAUCAACCUCCGCGAGGUGACGCAGCGCUUCCGCCUCAGCCCCGGCGAGUACGUCAUCGUGCCCUCCACGUACGAGCCGCACCAGGAGGGAGAGUUCAUCCUGCGGGUCUUCUCUGAAAAGAAGAACACCUCAGAGGAGAUAGAGAACAGGAUCGAGGCGGACCAUCCUGUGCCGGCUCCGGCCUCGGCGGGGGAGGAGAGCGAGGAGGACCAGCAGUUCCGGACGAUUUUUCAGGAGAUAGCCGGUGAUGACAUGGAGAUCACAGCUAACGAACUGAGAAACGUUCUCAACAGGGUGAUCACCAAGCACAAGGACCUGAACACCGAGGGCUUCAGCCUGGAGAGCUGCAGGAGCAUGAUCGCUCUGAUGGACGUAUCCUUUAUGGACGGGACGGGUAGACUCAAUCUGCAGGAGUUCAGACAUCUGUGGAAUAAGAUCAAGCAGUGGCAGGGAAUCUUCAAACACUAUAGCGCCGAUCAGUCCGGCGGCAUCAGUAGCUACGAGAUGAGGAAUGCCGUCAAUGAUGCAGUCAUGUGUCUUAUGUCCUGCCCAGGCUUCCGUCUCAACAACCAGCUGUACGACGUCAUCACCAUGCGCUACGCAAACGAGAACAUGAACAUCGACUUUGACAGCUUCAUCAGCUGUCUGGUCCGGCUCGAAGCCAUGUUCAGAGCCUUCCAAGCGUUUGACCAGGAUGGAGAUGGCUCCAUCAGACUCAGCGUCCUGGAGUGGCUCCAGCUGACCAUGUACGCCUAGAACGGCCCCAUCUUCUCCCAGGUGAACUCCACGCCACACGAGGACCACGCCCGCCAGCCAGCCUUUACCUCAUUGCCCCGCGUGCCGUUAGCUUUCCUCCACCCCCCCCCGCCUCACAUCCAGGAGCUGCGAACACGUCUUCCUGCUAUGUUUCCUCCGCCUUUGUUCUACCACGAUCACCACAUCAGUCUCUUUAUCAGUGAUUGGCUUUUUUUUUUUUUUUUUCAUUAUUAUUCAGUUUAUGACAUCAUCACCGUUGUACUGUUUUCUUUUCUCAGGCAGCAAACACAACCAACCUCUUAUUUUUACCGUCACAAUACCUCACAGAGCUCCUCUCAUACAUCACGCUGUUCUCUUCUAUUAUCAAAGUUAGCAGGAAGGAUUGUCCCCUGGCAUUCGCCCCACUGACCUGGGCUUAACAUUUCUAACAUUGCAUUCUCAUAAAGUUCUUUUUCUUCGCUGUUCUGUAGCAACCUUUGCCUCCCACCAGCGACUGGAGCCACGUUGAGCACAGCUCCAAACAUGGCUGUCCCUGUUGGAGAAUCUCAGGCCUCCUGUUCCCCUCGGCGGGACUUCGCCGCCUGACAACUGUCCAGUCUUUCCAGUUUUUAAGCUCUGCACGUGGUUGGAAUCGAUUAUAAAGAUCGAAACACGGAGCCGACGGGACUCAGCCCAGACUCGGGCGCUUCGAAUACGCAUUUGAAAGAAUAUGAAUUAAGAGUUGAACUGCAGCUUUUUUGUGAUUUUUUUUUUUUCCUUUCCUUCCCCAUGAAGGCUUUGGUCAAAUGAGUGUACUACAUUUUUAAACAUUUUAACCCAAUAAAUAUGUAGCUGUUGGUUUGACUGCGUUACCACCAGU